UUACACAAUAAGGCUGCUCAGCGAGAAAGCAGUUUGUGCAGGAAUGUGCAGCGUUAUUUAGUUUUCUAAGGAGCUAAAACCUGAAAAGCAGGAUGUGGGCACAAGACGAGGACAGUGCAGCUGAAGACUCUGACGAUGAGAUCUGUCUGUUUUCUGAAGAUGAAGGAGACAUUCAGUGCGAGAUCCUGGAGAAGCAGAGGGAUGAAGCCAAUCAGAAGCUGUCUGAAUUGGAGGAAGUUUCCAAUCAGCUCCUUAGAGAGAUAAGUGUCCUGGAGAUCCAGUUCCAGGUUGAACGCUCCUGCAGGGAGAGUGCAGAAGCGCUGGCUCUGAAAGUGACCAAAGAGAACAAAAGCCUCAAGAGGAGGAGCCAGAUGCUGAUGCCGCUCAUCCCCGAGCUGCCGGAAAACCAGCUUGCUGUGACCUUUGACCCUGAGACCGGCCCCCCUGUUAACUGUGACGUGGUCGAUCUUGGCGUGGACGUCGGCGAGGAGACGCUGCUGCUCGAUAAUCAGGCCAAGAUCACGGAGCUGCAGGCGUCGGUGGACGGUCUGCUGGCUGAGAAGCUGCAGCUCGAGCAACAAGUGGAGGAUCUGAGCAGAGAGCAGCUUCAGCUCAGGGAGCAGCUUGCUGUGGAGGUCGAGGAGAAGGAGGCCCUUUUGAAGAAAAUGAGCAAACAGAGCAGGACCAUGAACAAGAUCAAACGAGUGUCCCAGCUUGUCACAGAAGAGUUCACAGAGAUGUCUCAGAAGCUGGAGCUGGAGCAGGGCCUCCGGCAACACGCCGAGGUCUUCGCCCACCAGAUGCUGGUGGAGCAGGAAGCAGGCCAAAGACAGAGCCUGAUGGAGAUGCAGAGCUCGAAGCUGCAGCAGGCCAUGGAAGACAUAUCUCAGAUCAGCAGAGCCCUGAGUGAUGUACAGCUCUACUACCAGGACCAGAUAAAACACAGUCAGAACGUGGUGGAGGAGAGCAGCGCCCGAUCUGAGCUGCAGGACCUGAAGGAGCAGCUGGAGAAGAGCGAGGAGGACAGAAAGGCUUUAGAAAGUCAGCUGUCUGAGGCCAACAGCUCCGUCGCACAGCUCCAGGAGGAAGUGAAACAGUUAGGUGAAAAACUAAACCGAGAGGAUAGAACUGAUGAAGCGGUUGAGAAAUCCAUUCCUGCUUCACCUCCACCACCUCCCCCUCCUCCCCCACCUCCUCCUCCUCCUCCUCCUCCACCACCCACCACUGACACCAAUUUGCUUGAUUUGCUGAAGAGCAGGAGGAAAAAUGGAGCCAGUAGAGAUGAUCAGAACAAACCAGCCCCCUUGUUGGACAUUAAGGCAAAAGCGGUUGAUGAGAUGAUGGAGAGAAUAAAGAAAGGCAUCGUCCUGAGGCCCUUCAAGAAAGUACAGGAGGACGACAGCUCAUGGAAGGACCAGAGAAGUGAAAACAGAAAAUCAGCCAUCGUGGAGUUGAAAGGAGUGCUGGUAACAAUUAGAAAAUCUAAUUUCACUAUUGCUUUAAUUUUAAAACCUUUAUGGCGACUUGAAUCUGAUCCAUCUUUGACACACCAGGACAACAUUAAAAGGCAGCACCUCCGCAGAGUGCCUUCCAAGAGGGGAAUCAGCCGAAACGUCGGGGAGGCAGAGCUCCUGCAGGUGCUUCAGAGGAGGAGGAGGGCGAUGGGAGAGAACCAGGACUCAGCUCAGACACUGGAUCCCCAGCCACGCUCGCAGUGCGUCCCAGCAGCAGGCGGCGCUCCCUGGGCAGGUGAGAGCAGCCAAGCCCCUGUGCUCCGGAGGCUGAAACAGAACAGGGAGAAGAGAGACUCUCGCAUCAGAGCGUCGGCACUGAUCGUCAGUCAAGAAACGUGAUGGCAGUCAGACGAAGAAGUACAGCUUUUUAGAUAAUGUAGCUGAGUUAUUAUUAUGCAGUUUUAUACAAUGAUGAACCAAAGCUCAGUUUGUUGACCAAACUGUGCCUGUGGAGAUGUUUUUUACCGUCAACUUUGCUUUGAUUUGAAAGGAAUCCUCUCCAUUUUUGCAUAUUUACUGCAGUAAUAUAUAAAUGCAUUGCUUCUGUGUUCCUUCUUUUAGUAGGAAACCACUGGUUGAUCUUGGGGUCUAUACUGAAAAGUUCAAAUAAACCGGAGCUGUAAUCAUCUCACUCUCAGAAAA
Molecule: messenger RNA, 2156 nt
Organism: Stegastes partitus (bicolor damselfish)
Lineage: Eukaryota; Metazoa; Chordata; Actinopteri; Pomacentridae
Gene: shtn2
Product: shootin 2
Exons: 16
Coding region: 93-1853 (586 amino acids)
Biological process (GO): positive regulation of neuron migration; neuron projection morphogenesis
Cellular component (GO): cell leading edge; cytoplasm; axonal growth cone
Source: RefSeq, a predicted model, not a curated record